AUGCCCUACCAAGUAUUACCCGGUCUUGUGGUUAUUUCCGUCGCCUUCUCGCUCAUGGGCGUGGGUUUUAGUGCUGUCAACAAAUGGCAAGCCCGUAACAAUAUGCAGAGCAAGUUGGAGCUGUUGACGGACUGGGACCGUAUGAUGGACGAACGAGACCGAAAACUAGCGGCGAGGGUAGCGGCAUUCAAUGCAAAGCAAUAG
This is a messenger RNA of Peronospora belbahrii, 204 nucleotides long. NCBI's taxonomy places the organism in Eukaryota, Oomycota, Peronosporomycetes, Peronosporales, Peronosporaceae. The record is from the annotation of a GenBank genome assembly.